This is a messenger RNA of Chara braunii, 5975 nucleotides long. The record is from the annotation of a GenBank genome assembly. NCBI's taxonomy places the organism in Eukaryota, Viridiplantae, Streptophyta, Charophyceae, Charales, Characeae.
ACACACACACACACACACACAGAGAGAGAGAGAGAGAGAGAGAGAGAGAGAGAGAGAGAGAGAGAGAGAGAGAGAGAGAGAGAGAGAGAGAGAGAAGCAUAAGCAUUUGAGCAUGGGCACGGUUAGGAAGGCAGGUGCGGCGGCUGUGUGCGGCCCCACCUCGGCCUUCCCCUUCGUUAUAGGGGACGGAUUGUCUCUUUGCUCUCCUCCAGAGAAACGAUUGAAGUCGGAAGAAACGCCGGACGGCCGUGCUGGGCAGCAGCGACCCGGCAGUCAGGCAGGGGGAACUGAUGUUUGUCGAGCGUCAUGCUUUUCGACCGCUGCAGCUGUUUCUCGCUCUAUGGUCGAGAAUGCCUCCGCUUCUUCUGAUCAGGGUAAUCAUCGUGUUGAAACCGAAUGCGCCAACGAUCUGCGGCGCGUUGACGUGCAUGCAUUGCCGCGAGAGUCUUGUGGCGCUACCGCACAUGGAUCUCCUCCUGCGCGUACUCCUCCUCCUCCUCCCCCCCCUCCACUUUUAGAGCGCAAUUACCUUGAUUGUGUCUCGAGAUCUCCGGUUUGCAAAUCGUCGCAAACACAGCCAGAGCGAAAGGGCAGGGAGAUGACCGUCUUGUGUAAAUUGGAGCCUUGUUCCCCUCCUGGUCCCAAUCAGGAGUCCCAGCAUCCGGAGGUUCAGAGUGGGAAUCAGACUAAGGGUCCCGCUGGCGGCAUUGGAUUUGAAAGCAGCGUCUCCUUGACGAUGGGUUAUGGUUGCGGUAAUGGUGGAUAUGGUGGAAGAACGUCCGUGGAAGCCGAGCGCAACUUCAUAUCCGGGUUCGGGGAAAGGCAUCUCUCGCCGAAUGCGCAUCAUCAUGAAGUUGUUGGGGCUGGUGACGGUGGAGGACGAGAAGGUGCAGGAGCAGCGGCAGGUGUAGCAGGAGGAGGAGGGGAGGAGAGCCCGAAGUCGUCCGUAGAUAGCCAAUCGGGUGAGUCGUGUCCAAUGGCUGGGACGGGAGUGGCGGGAGAGCCAAGAGGAGGAGAAGGGGGGCGAGGUAAUCUGUCGUCGCCAGGGUCGAUGAAAGAGGGAGCGGUGAAGAUGUCGUCGAAUGGGAGUCCCGGGCAGUCGGGGGGAAACCGUGUUGGUCUGACGAUGACGGGACGGCCGCCGGAGUUUCUGGCGGUGGCGGGUGGAAUUGUUGGUCACAUGGCGGUUUCCGCGGCGCCGCUGUGUCAGGGCGCGCGCAUCAUUCGGAUGGGAAACGCCACGUCGACGGCCACGUUAACGCCUAUGCCUAUGCCCAGCCAUACGAGCAGUCUUUUGGCAAACGGGCAGUUGCAGCAUUAUCAUUUGCAUCAGCAAAAACCAGCGGGGCAAGAUGAGCCGACGCUGCGGGCCGCGCAUCAAUUGCAGCAGCAGCAACAGCUGCAUCUUCAGCAGCAGCAGCAGCAGCAGCAGCAACAGCAGCAGCUUCAACUGCAGAAGCAGCUGCAACAGCAUCAGCAGAUUCAGCAGCAGCAGCAGCUGAAACUGCAGCAGCAGCAGCUGAAACUGCAGCAGCAGCAGCAGCAGGUACUGCAGCAGCCCGAAGGCGCAAGUUCCAACAUUUGUGUUCCCUUUUGUAGCGUAUGCUCCAUGGCGGCGCCGUUAACGCCCCCGGCACCAGCGUGGAAGGCCAACGAUUCGAAGAGCGAAGAAGAGAGACAACAGAGAGCAAAGAACCUCCUCUGCAGCGUUGAGGGUCAGAGAGUGAUCGACUUUUUGUCCGAAAAUAGGUUCAAGAUCAGGCGUCCCGACCGAGCUGGAGGGCAAGAUGGAGGUGCCCAUGAGCGGCUGCGGGUGGCGUUCGGAGUGCCGGUGCCUUUAGCAGCAGCGAGGAUUAUCGGGGUGAAGGUGGAGCCAAGUGAAAUUCAACAGAGUGAAGAGGGGGGGUUGGCAGGGCUGCGAGCGUACAGCGAAGGAGCGGCGGCAAUGGCGGCGGCGGUGGGGGCGGCAGCGUGUGGGGCGAGGUCGCCGAGCUCGGCGAGAGCAGUAGACGUGGCGGUGGGAAGGAGGGCACCAGAUGGCGCGGUGGCGGUGGGACCAAGCUCUACCGCGGAAGGAGGCGCGAACAGAGAGAGGGAGAUGAUGGAAACGACCUGCCGAGCUCCGACGGCUACGGGUUAUUCUCGCUCAGCAGAAAGCGUCCCUGCUCGAUCUGGUGGUAGCAUAUCGGACGACCGGUCGCACAGUGAAGUGUUGCAAUCGGUUGAGAGGAUGAGCCGGUCGCGGACGCGUUCCCCCGCUAUGGUGGUACUUGCUCGCUGUGAUGGGGACUCUGGUGCCGGGCGGGCGGAGCUGCUGCCCGUGAGGGGGGGUCCUUUGGUGAACAAUGGCACUCAGGUUGUCACCAUCUCCUCCAUGGUUGCUGGGUUCUUGCAGUCGCAAUCCCCGGCUACGCUGUCUUCUCCUAAUCACUCCCCGUUCCCCCAGCACCAGCAGCAGCUCCAGCAGCAGCUCCAGCAGCAGCUCCAGCAGCAGCAGGAGGCCAGAUCGACGACUGUAGAUACAUUGCCCAUGCAGGGUUGCAGUAUGAUAAAGCCCACUAAUAUGCCGAAGUACGUAGUGCACUGUUCGGCCGCGGGUCUCAACUCCUCCCCCACGUCAUCUUCCAACAAGGAACAAAAUGGUCCGGCGGUACGACCGCCGGUAGGUUGUAUGAGUGGCACGACGGAGCGCAGCUCGGCGGACGGUCGCUUGGCCGCAACGACCGGUCAAUCGAGUCCGGAUUGCAGCACGACCACGGGCGGGGGCGCGGCUGUCGUCGAUGAACAUCAGCAGGAGCAUCAAUGCAAGGAGGCGGCGGCCGAGAGAGAGCGGGAGAAUCCUCAACAGCAGGAUCAGCAAAAGAGACAGAGAGAGGGACGUGAAGAGGGGCUAGAGGAGGGCAAUAAGAAGGGAUGCUGCGCAGGUCGUCAGUUUUUGCAGAUGAAUAUGAACGCGGGUCCGGCGGCGUCUUCAGCUGAGGACAUGAUGAGACGCCUUCGGGAAGGAGGCGGAGGGGGAGUAGUGGAGCCGUCCUUCCAAACGGCAGCUACCGAAGGCGACCGGUCGCCAGGGAACGUUCCCCCGACGACCGCUUUAGGGCCGGCGGCGGCGGCGGCGGCGGCGGCGGCGGCUGGUUCGGGGGUCGGGCCGCAGACGAGAUUAGCGAGCCAUCUUUGCUCAGCGGCUGCGGAUGGAGAUGCGAACGGUAGAGGUAAUAACCAGUCCCCGCCAGUCCGUCCGCCGCCGACGACCAAUCAGGAGAAGGUCUCGGUGUCGGUCGCCUACGAGGCGACCGGUAGCCCCGCUGCUCGCUCGGCGUUGGCGGAAAGGCCUGUUGUCUCCAUCCUAACUUCUGGUUGUGUGUCGUCUGCAGCGGCGGCAACAGCGGCCGCAGCAUCGCCGGCAGCAGCUCCUCAAGCGUCUCCACCAUCCCGCCGGCAGCGCAGAGGUGUCUCAUUGCGCGGAGGACAAAGGGGGACCAGCAUGCCGGGGUCGAAGAAGAAAGGAAGGCCUGCAAAAUCGUUGCUGGAAAUCACCAUCUGUUCGCGCAAGAAAAAUCCCCUCACAGGGAAGAUGAUGGUGAAGGAAACCGGUGCCGCUAAGAAGAAGAUCCAGAAGAUCAAGGAGCUGCUGUGGGAUAUUGUGGAGAUCGUAUUGGGCCCUAAGGAGGUCAUUAAACCUGCGGACGUGGACAAGGCAUUGGCCGUUGUCUUGGAGCGGGGUAUAGGUGGAGCCCAGGCUAGGAACAUCGUAAAACUCCUUCCCGAGAAGAACCCCGGAAGCACUCGCGCUAUGAGGGAGGAUUUCUUGAAAAUCAUUCGCCAGGAUUUCACAAAUGCAAGAAUGGCAGCGGGUCCAGUGGCAAGAGGUGGACUUAAGCAGAAGACCCUGAAGGAGUUGAAGAACCUAGAUACGCAUGGUGUACUCAGUUGCAGUUGGUCGGGGAUUUACCUUUGCAGGAAAGCCGAUGAGCAUAACGAUCGGCCGUUUGUCGAGGAAUGGGAUCACCAAGCGGAUGGCAGUCGGGUGGCUACUUGCACAGCAGCGGCCCAGUUUGAGCGAGCAGCAGAAUGGGGGGAGGAGGAGAAGAAACCGGAGAGGGUCGGGGAGGAAGAACGGAGUGGAGGGCUAGUGCAUGUGCCCGGAAACAAGGCGUCCCCAAGCGUGCAGAUCACAAAGCGGGUGCGGAUGGACCAGAGUUGUGGCAAUCAUCCGUCGAACGAGAUCGUCAUUGGAUUGCAGAGCCCAGUUGUGAUGAUGGGAGGAGGGUUAGCUUGGGUGAGAGGAGAGAAUGGGGUGCCAGAGGACGGCCUUGAGCGGAAGGGACUGAAUCUGAAUCAGAUGGUGCAUGCCUGAUUGGAAUAGCAAUUGCCUCACCUGUGUGAUGAAGUGAGAUGCCUUUCUGCCUUGUGCCUGAUUUUCCACAUGCUUAACCUUGUCCUCCAUCUGCCUCUCGCACAUUCUUUCUCACGACGAUUUUCGUAGUCUCCUUGUACAUCCAACCUUGCGAGGUGUAGCUCGCGUUCUUUGUAUCAUAUUGUCUUUUAUGUAGUCUACAGUUUUGGGCAGGGUGGUGGAUAGAAGCAAUACCACAGAGAGUCGAGGGAGAAAGCAUUGCUGAUUGAAUCGUUGCCUGGUGUUGGGACGUUCUGGAGGACGGAGGACGGGUGGCUACAGUCCUUGGCAGGCAUCGCUGGUUCAAUGGCGACAUGGUGUUGGGGCUAGGAUGUUUGACGGUUGUUGGGGGGCCAAGGGGUCCCGCGGCGUGGGGUGUGAAGAGGCACAGUGUUCACAUCUGUCGACGCAACAUUUGAGUGCAGCGUGCAUUCCGAUGAAGUCCCUACAUCGGAAUUCCAGCUCGUGUUUUGUGCUCUGUCUCUGACAAUGUACAGGGUUUCCUUGAAUCACUGUUUGCAUGCAGAACGAUCCCUGUCAUCAGUUCCUUGCGGUGAGUGGUAGGUCAGUUGCGUGGUAUGUUAGGAGUGCAUUAUCUCGGCGAGCCCGUAUGCACGGUGAGGAGUGCAGCGGACUGGUAGGCCGAUUUCGCGUUAUGUGAGGACACUGAGGAGUGCAUGAUCCAUCUCAAUGCCUAUGCACAGUGACGAGUGCAGCUGACUCGUAGGCUGAGCGGCGAGUCCGCGUUAUGUGCAGAGUGCAUCCAUCUCGACUCAUAUGCACGGUGAGGAGUGCAGCAGACGCGUAGGCCAAUUGCGCAUUAUGUGAGGACUGCAUGAUCCAUCUCAACGCCUAUGCACGGUGAGGAGUGCAGCUGACUCGUAGGCUGAGCGGCGAGUGAGCGUUAUGUGCAGAGUGCAUCCAUCUCGACUCGUAUGCACGGUGAGGAGUGCGGCGGCCGAUUGCACAUUAUGUGAGGACUGCAUGAUCCAUCUCAAUGCCUAUGCACGGUGAGGAUUGCAGCUGACUCGUAGGCGGAGUGGCGAGUGUGCGUUAUGUGCGGAGUGCAUCCAUCUCGACUCAUGUGCACGGUGCUCAGGGAAGAGCACCGAGAGAAGUCGCAAUGUGACGGGUAAGCUGAGCCGUUGACUUUGAGUCCUUGGGAUUGAUUCCCGCGCAGAAGUGUGUUAAUGGAUAGCUUUACGGCAGCACGCAAAAGAAACGAUGUUCGCAGAAGCAUUGUGUGUGUGUUGACAACGAGCUGAUAGCGGGCAAGGCAAUCUUAUUAGCUUCUUCGGCUGCUGAAACACAGAUCAGUGGAUCGUUGGGCCCGAGAGGCGCACCUUGGCAAUUACUCUGGACCAAGCAACAGCAAGGAGAUGAGCUUUUAUUCACAUUCUUGUUCCUGGGAAUGCAGACGGCGGCUGUUCUAAUGCUUGUUUUAUGGACUUCUAUAAUGUAUCUAUUAUGUGCGAUCGAACUUUAUUGCUGUUUUUGCAUUGCUUGCAGCCAGUGCAGUGUGCAAAUCAUUUCAUCUUAAACACACUUGAGGCCUAGGAUGAUGCGCUGAAAUUCGAAC